This is a messenger RNA of Cynara cardunculus var. scolymus (artichoke), 1357 nucleotides long. RefSeq names its product molybdopterin biosynthesis protein CNX1-like. The transcript has 3 exons. The record is from RefSeq and is a predicted model, not a curated record. Bases 196 to 495 code for a protein of 99 amino acids. Gene Ontology annotation, biological process: Mo-molybdopterin cofactor biosynthetic process. NCBI's taxonomy places the organism in Eukaryota, Viridiplantae, Streptophyta, Magnoliopsida, Asterales, Asteraceae.
UCUAUUUCUCAUGUUUAACGGUUAUCAAUUACACUCUUCCAUUCUUUUGAAAUUUAAUGCCCUCCAUAUGCUGUAAUUUUUGAAAUUUAUGACUCGUUGAUAAUAUCAAACCAAAUUCCUUGAGAAGCUUAUCAAAACUGCAGUGGUCCAAGGGCAGUUUCUGUUGUGAACUCUUGUUCUGACAAACUAGGAGCGAUGGUAGCUGCGACAGCUGUGGUUCCAGAUGAGAUAGAAAAUAUCAAGGAGAUUUUGCAGAGAUGGAGUGAUGUAGAUAAAAUGGAUUUGGUUUUAACCCUUGGUGGUACUGGCUUCACCCCGAGGGAUGUUACACCUGAAGCAACAAAAGGUGUAAUAGAAAAGGAAACCCCUGGACUUCUACAUGUCAUGAUGCAAGCGAGCCUCAAGGUUACACAAUUUGCAAUGCUUUCGCGUGCGGCAGCGGGGAUACGUGGAUCAACAUUGGUAAGGGCUUCUUAUUCAACGUGUUUAUUCUAAAUGUUGUCAGCAUUAAGACCUUCUAAUGUAUUCUUUCUAAAGUGUGCCACACGAGCGUUUUAUGUGGUUGAUUACUUGAAAAACAUAUGGGUAAAAUGCAAUGCAGUUUGCCUUGGUUUCUAUUUAGUGAGCAAAUAAUUUUUUAUUCUCAAUAAUGUAAUAAAGUUUCAAAAUUUCCUACUUAAUGUAAGUUUAUUUUUCUAUUCUUUACAUAUUUUGACCGGUAGCAUGCUGAUCUUGUAACAUUUGAUGACCUGGAUGUCAAGUUUGUCGUAAACAUUUCGUAAAUAGGUAUCAACAUCAUCAAAUGUUACAAGAUCAAUUGUUUCCAGGUCAAAAUGGGUACACGAUGGGAAAUUUGAAACUUUGUUGCAUCCAUUGAGAAAGAAAAGCUAAACUUUGUGGCAUUGUGAUGCAUUUUGCCCACUAGACACAGGAAUGCAAUCACUUCUAUUGAAACAAGAAAUCGUCUGGAAAAGAAGAUUUAGCAUUUCGUAACAAGCUGGUGCCUUCAUUUUAAUCUAAAAAGACAUUGGUUCGUUACAUGUUGCCCUGUUUACUGUUGAAUACAAGCUAUAACAGGCAUAACACACACACUGGAUCGAACAUGUAAAUAUCAUCAGGUCAUCACAUAAAAGCCAGCUUUGACUUUAUUCAUGCUUUACCACAACCCAUCCCGCAAAUGAUAAUCCUGAUUGUGCACUUAGGGGGAGCAAGUUUUAUAAUGUGAAAAAAUUAAUAGUUGUAAUCAAGGUUCUAGAAGUCGUGAGAUGUGCCCUGGCGGUGAGGUCAAGCCUCAAACCGUAGGAGCCACGACGUUUUUCAAGAUUUAGCUUAAGGCGGCAAAUAUUUGUGUGUGUGU